Messenger RNA from Momordica charantia (bitter melon), 1151 nucleotides. It is a transcript of the gene PBS2, whose product is annotated as cysteine and histidine-rich domain-containing protein RAR1. The record is from RefSeq and is a predicted model, not a curated record. Lineage: Eukaryota; Viridiplantae; Streptophyta; Magnoliopsida; Cucurbitales; Cucurbitaceae. Gene Ontology annotation, biological process: defense response to fungus; defense response to bacterium. Gene Ontology annotation, molecular function: Hsp90 protein binding. Gene Ontology annotation, cellular component: nucleus; cytoplasm.
AAGCGUGAAAGUUCCUCGGAACAAAAUAGUGGCGGCCCAUGCUGGUGUGAUAAACGGCGAUUAACGCGACUUCGAAAUGCGAAUUUGUUCCAGUCAUGGAGACAAUAUCCAAGUCUUUCAACCUCGGAUCGUCAAAGACAAUCAAAGCGCUGUAGAUUCAAUUCUAGUCAUCGACAUCCAACUCUCUCGUCUUCGCAUCAUUCCUCAAACCGAAACUGAGAAGCUAUGGAGCAACAGGUUGCUAGGGUUCGCUGCCAGAGAAUUGGCUGCAACGCCAUGUUCACUGACGACGACAAUCCCGAAGGUUCCUGUCAAUACCAUGAUUCGGGACCUAUAUUUCAUGAUGGGACGAAAGAAUGGAGCUGUUGCAAGAAAAGAAGCCACGAUUUCAGUUUAUUUUUAGAGAUUCCAGGAUGCAAGACCGGAAAACAUACAACAGAAAGGCCAGUUUUGUCCAAGCCAUCCACUGCUGUAAAGAAGCCAAGUCCGGCCCCUGUGUCUUCCAUAACAAAUACAUUAGGGAAAGAGUCAUGCGCUAGGUGCCGGCAAGGUUUCUUUUGUUCAGACCAUGGUUCACAAGUCAAAGGCGAUAACAAAUCUAGUAAUGAAGCCUCAACUUUACCUGAUGAAACCAACGCAGAUUCUCAAGCCGCUCCUGCUCCAGCCAAAAAGAUAAUUGGUAUAAAUGAACCUCAGAUCUGCAAGAAUAAGGGAUGUGGUAAAACUUUCACAGAGAUGGAGAAUCAUGACACUGCCUGCAAUUUCCAUCCCGGUCCGCCUGUUUUUCACGACCGGUUGAGAGGGUGGAAAUGCUGUGACAUUCAUGUUAAGGAAUUUGAUGAGUUCAUGGAAAUUCAACCAUGCACUCGCGGGUGGCACAAUGCCGAUCCAGCGUAACUAAACAGCAUAGGCACACAAGGUAUCGAGUUUCUUGCAUUUUACAUGUUUAUGAGGAUGUGUUAUGCCUUCUAUCUUCUUUAACCUUCUUCUGCAAGAUGAAGCUGCCUGUCGUUUCGGCAUUUUCACGCUCUACUCUCAAUUUAACCGUUGCAUGUCUUGACUUUAUAUGAUAAGUUCAAUGUUAUAAACUUGUGAUCCUGAAUAUAACAUUCUUAAUCUUUGGAAACUAUAUAUCUGGAACCUUGUGUGGA